Epinephelus fuscoguttatus (brown-marbled grouper) is the source of this 7153-nucleotide messenger RNA. Its product is annotated as PHD finger protein 20-like. The record is from RefSeq and is a predicted model, not a curated record. NCBI's taxonomy places the organism in Eukaryota, Metazoa, Chordata, Actinopteri, Perciformes, Serranidae. Gene Ontology annotation, cellular component: nucleus; NSL complex. Bases 94 to 2445 code for a protein of 783 amino acids. The transcript is spliced from 18 exons. Gene Ontology annotation, biological process: regulation of transcription by RNA polymerase II.
GAGGUGGUGCUCCCAGUCCCAAGGACCAUGAAGCUGAGGGACAGACUAACCCCAGUCGUGAUGAGGAGGAGGAUGAGACCAGAAACAUGACAGAUGAAGACUCCCCCGGACAGGUCAGGGAUCACCUUUGAGGUUGGAGCUCAGCUAGAAGCCCGAGACCGCCACAAGAACUGGUACGCAGCCACGAUCGAGAAAAUCGACUAUGACAAAGAGCGGAUCCAGGUCCACUACCGUCAGUGGAGCCGGCGACAUAACGAAUGGUUUCACUGGAGCUCACCGUACCUGCGGCCGCUGGAGCGAGUCAGCCUGAGGAGGCAGGGCCUGAAUCCACCAUGUUCACAGCCGAUGUUUGUUUCAGGUACAAAGGUUCUGGCCUGUUGGACAGACUGUCGUUUCUACCCGGCCAAAAUCCUCAGAGUCAACAAGGACGACUCCUACACGGUGCGUUUCUUUGAUGGUGUGGUUCGGACUGUGAAGCCCACAAAGAUCAAACCCUUCCAAAGAAAGUCCCGAUCUGAGAAGAGUGCAGUGGGAAGCGAGGGAUGGGAGGAAGGGGAGAGCGAGGAGGAGGAGGAUGGUGGACAGAGAGAGGAGGAAGAGGAGGAGCAGGAGGAGAAGAAGAGGAAGGAGGACAUGGAGGAGAAGGGGACGUCAGAGGAGAAAGAAGGGACUGAGGAGGGAGAGGAGGAGAGGAAGAGGAAGGGAGAACCUUCAUCCUCCCAUUCACCAGCUAAGAAGAAAACAGAUGACAGUAGAAACAGUGGAGCUCAGAAUCAGCCAAUCACAGCUGACCUCACCCAGCUGGCUCUGCCUAACCCCGCCCACAUUGACAGAGAUGUCCUGUUGGAGCGUCAGGCCCACCUGCCCACCACACACAAAUUCAGCAGAGAGCCAUUGUACAGGGUGAUAAAGAACCAGCCUCCUCCCAUUCUCUCCAUCGAGUUGGACCACAACCCCUUCAAGUGUCCCGCAGCUGGCUGCACCAAGUCAUUCAGGAAGGCGAGUCUGCUGCACUACCACAUCAAGUACUACCACACAGACCAGCAGCUGGACGAGCGAGGCGGCGAGCAGGAGGCGCAGAGGAGGGUGCGGUCAUCUUCUAAAGGGAGCGACUUCAUGUCAGACAGCAAGAGUGAGGAUCAGAGCAGCACCUGUCACCAUGACGACAGAGAGCACAGCGCCGUGGGAACAGAAGUGAAGAAGGAAGGAGAGAGGGAGAACACAGGAGAACAGGACAGAAAGGAGAGGAUGAAGAACUUCCUGAGAGUCAAACUAAAGAAGAAGAAAAAGAAGAAGAAGAAGAAGAAAAGUCAGUCAGGACUUGGCAGCAGCGAUGAUGAGAAUUUAGACCGACCUCCGAUCACUCUGAAGCUGUCCACUGGACACCAGAGCAUACACACACAAGCCGACGAUGACGGCAGCGACUGGUCGACGCUGACGGCAGAGAGCGGGGAGGACACGCCCUCUUGGCCUGUUGCUAUGGAGACAGAGGAGUGUGAGGUGGUGAGGUGUGUGUGCGAGGUGGACGAGGAGAACGACUUCAUGAUCCAGUGCGAGUCGUGUCUGUGUUGGCAGCAUGGCACCUGUAUGGGUUUAUAUGAAGACAAUGUCCCACACAACUACACCUGCUACUACUGCAGACACACUGCAGGUUGGAGGCGGGCUCAGCGUUUCCUGUCAGAACCUGAUUUGCUGAUAUCUGGUCACAUGUUCGGCCUGUCGUGCGUGAAGGAGAACUACUCGGAGAUCAACGCCUCCAAGAUCUCACACACCAGCAGCCUGCUGGCGCACACACACGGCCUCAACCAGGUCCUCAGCGGGCUGCAGCUCAAAUUCAGCCUGUUACACUCUCCAUCCCACCCGGAUCUGCAGCUGUGGAGGUUGCCAUGGAGACGAGAGGAAGGGCCGAGAUUGACGUCCAGCCCGAGAGGAGAGCCUCCCGCCUGUUACAUCAGCAGCGAGCACUGCUACCAGAAGCCUGGAGCAUCAUGGGAAAAAGCAGAGGAAAGGCAGACAGCUGCAGUGAAGCAGGAGCAGGACACGGAGCAGAAGGAAAUAAAGCCAGAAGAUGUUGACAAGAAACCAGCCGAUGCCACUGCAGAUACAAACACUGUCAUGCACACAGACACAAUUAGCAUAAAAAGAGAGAACCACACACACGCAGACAGCCGGGAACACGCUAUGACGCACACAGCGGAGCCCCGUGUGGCGUCUGAGGCCGAGUGUCAGCUGAACCUGCUGGAGCACGUGGAGUCUCUGCACCACCAGAUCAGCACCAGGAUGGACAUGAUAGAGCGAGAGCUGGACGUGUUAGAGUCCUGGUUGGACCACUCGGGCGAGCUUGAGCCUCCAGACCCUUUGUCCCGCCUCCCUCAGCUCAAACAGCGAAUCAGGCGGCUGCUGUGUGACCUGUGCACUGUGAGACACCUGGCGGUCUGGCGCUGACACUUCUCUCUCCCUUAACUCUGACCCCUGACCUUUGACCCUGCAAGUCUCUGCUAGCCAGCAGGAGCAGACUGACUGACGGGGCUAGCACACGACUAGACAGCGGAGAGCGAGUCGUAGAGCGAGUCGACACUCUUGAGUGUGUGGUUUGUUUCCACGCGCUCACAGGACAGAGCCCCCUCCGGUGGAGAAGAGCUGCACUGCAGCACGAAGGGGACGAGGAUGUUUUUUUAGGAAGUGACUGAACAGGUGAUUUUUCUUCUGUUAAAUUUCACAAAGGUACCAAAACAUUUCCGAUGUCCAACCACAGGGUGACGACAGAUGUGAUUAUUGAUUGAUUGAUUUGGAUUUGGUUUCUGAUCAGCUGUUUUCAUCCAUGUUGUCGUGACACAGUGGCUUUUGUCUGUUUGGAUGACUGGACUGAACUGCGUGUCGUCAUUUGCAUCAGACAAGGUUUACAGUUUAGACUGAAAUAUGGCUACAACAAAUUAUGAUGUGUUUUUACUGAUUAAUCUGUAGAUCAUUUUCUUGAUUGAUCGUUUAGUCUAUAAAACAUUGGAAAACAUCUAGAAAAGUGUGUUUCAAUAUCCUAGAAUCUCGAGUGACUUCUCGUUAUGUUGCAUUUGAGAACCUGGAAAUUUUUGCUUGAAAAAUUAUUUAAACAAAUAAUUGAUUAUCAAAAUAGUUGCAGAUUCAUUUUCCAUUAGUUGAAUAAUUGAUUGACUGACGAACUUGCCAGCUUUCCAUUGGUAACCAUUCAGUCAGUUCUUGGCAUCAGUGUCAACCACUUUAUAACAAGAACAGAAAAGAGAGCAUAAGAUAAAACACAGACUGGAGAGAAUUUAGUUUGGUUACUGUAAUAAAAGCUUUUAUUCAUUAAUAAUUAAUUUUUUUAACUCCCCUAAAAUAUAAAGUGGCUAAUAAAUGGCUACCAUAUUUUCAGUUUUGGCAACCAAGAGCUGAUGCCUGGUGGCCAGCCUGGCAUUUUCAGACGUCAUCUGUAAUCUUUGCAGCUCUAGACUGAACAUCAUUUUCUUGCAGCCAUUCAAACUGACAAACUCUCGCCGUGUGACGACAUCAAAAUGUAACAGCCUACAAACACAUCCGGAGGAUUUGGAUAGAUUUAUUUUCAGAUAUGAGAGUUCGUUUCUUAAGGCAGAAAUUUUGUAAUUGUACUGUCUCCAUUUAUAAGUAAAAAAGAAAGAAAAAAACAUUUUAAGUUCUGGUCACAACAGCAAAAUUGACACACGCACCUUUGCAACAUACAAAGUUCUCAAAGCUUUGUGAUCACUAACACGCCGCCCGUUAAACAUGAGUCAGUCACAGCAUUUCUCUGAGCUUCUCUCUGUUUCCUCUGCGCUCGGAUGUUUACUCUUCGGGGACAUCGUGUUCAUUUUAUUCAAUAAAAAGUUAAUUAAGGGGAAAUUAAAGCUCUCAGAAGGAACGCUUUGUUAAUUAGCAUUAAUGCGACAAAACAUUCACACAGUUAAUUUAAAAGAUGUUUUAGUUCCAUCGACUCCUGUCUCAGUGCUGCUUGAAUAAACAUCUGUUAUUCAUGCUGGAGCUGCACGAUCUGAGCAAAACUAUAACAGAGCUGAAUGUCAUAAUAACAAUGCAUAAACAGUUUUCUGCUGUUUUCAGUGUGCAGAUAAAACGCAGCAAAUUGUUAAUUGAAUCAAUGAAAGAAAAAUAUUUCCAACACUGAGCUGAACACAAAAGGCACCAAUUUAGAAAAAGAAUGAUGGUUACAUUACAAAGUGCAGCGGUGUGUUUAUUGUGCAUGUUGAAAUUGUAAAAAACAAAAACAUGUUGCAGCUCUAGUUUAUACGCAGUCAGAGAAGGUUUGAUAAAACCGUAUUGUGCAACACAGCCAAUAAGCUACAAUAGAUUCUUUAAUUUUCGACUCUCCGUUCCCUCAAAGUUUUCUUCUGUAAUGACGGCUUCAUGUUGUUCCGUGGCAGCAUUUUCACCACAUUUACUCCAGGAGAGAAUCUAUCAAACGCUGUGAUAACUUUAAAUUCAAUGGGGAAAAUUUUUGCAGCACACUUUCACUGUGUUCUGGUGCGACUGGUCCGUUAUACGGGACAGACUUUAACGCUGGAAUCCAUAACUGUGCUGCAUGAAAUGCAAUUAAAGUUAUGAUGCAGUUGUUUUGACGGAUAUUGCAGUUAUGAUAAUGUUGCAGUUCAUUUUCACUGCCGAAAAAAAAAUAUAAAAUAGAUGAUGAUGUGGUUUUUGAGUCGGUUUGGAGCUAGAACUGUGACGAUAAUAUCUGACACUGAAAAACAAAAUCCAUUCUGAUGUGUUUUUCAAUGACAAUCUUCAGUUUUCUCUUUUGAGUAUCAGGUUUUUUUGUCUUUCUUUUUUUAUGGUGACUUUUUUUUCCGCUGAUAGUUUUUUUUUUUUUUUAACAAUGACUUUUUUUUGUUUGUUUUACGAUGACAGUUUUUUUCACAUUAACAGCUUUUUUUAUGAUGACAGGUUGUUGUUUUUUUUACUCUGAUAGGUUUGUUGUGUUUUUUUUUUUAUAUAUAUACAAUGACAGGUUAUUUUUUCCCAGUUUCAACUUUGUCACUGUUUUGGCUAGUGCAGAGGAGUAUGAGGGGAGGAGAAAGGACAGUAUGAUUUACAUUUAGCCAACAUUUCAGUGACAUUGAAAAAAGAGUGACAUGAAGAAAAAAAUCUGUAGCUUGUCAUUGAAAAACACAUCAGACUGCAAAAAUAUGAAUUUAAAAAUAAAUAAAAUGAAAUCAUUUUUAAUUUCUCUGUUUUGUUUUUCAGUGCCACAGUUUCCUUUUUGAUGCCAAAACCUACUGUCACUGUUCUAGCUCCACAGGUCUGCACCAAACAAACCUGUUCCCUCAUGUAUGGAAUAUGAUUUGUAGGCCAGGACAUGUUAUGAUUUGGAUAAUACUUUGAUUAAUUGUGCAGCCCUUCUCUGCAGCAGUGACAGGUCGUCCAAAUUUAGUCUGAAUAAAAGAAAAUAAACACCAGUCGACCAAAACGUGAAUAGCUCUGAUUGUCUCGUUGCAAUAUAAUGUUCUGCUGGGAAACCUCAGGUCCUGGCAUUCAUGUGGAUGCCUCUUGACAGGCACCACCCAGGUACCCCCUCAUGGCAACAACACUCCCUGAUGGCAGUGGCCCCGCAGCAGAACAGUGGACUGGUCAGAUCCAAGUGUGAUUCUACAGUGAGGCCUCUGACACAGGACCUCUGAGGAUCCGCCACAUCCCACAGAUGCUCAGUCAGACUGGGAUCUGGGGAAUUAGAGGCCAGGUGGAGGCCUUGAGCUCUUUGUGAUGUUCCCUGGACCAAACCUGAGCAGCUUUGCAGUGUGGCAUUGUGUAUUGUCCUGCUGGGGCCACUGCUACCACUGUGAUGGGUUGUACAUGGUCUGUAACGGUGUUUGGGUGGGUGAAGUGUGUCAAGUGGCGUCGACAUGAACGUCAGGACCCAGGGAUUCCCUGCAGAGCAUCAUAUUGCAACCUGAUGAAGUUACUUCACCUGUCAGUGGUUUUAACGUUGUGGCUGACCGGUGUAAUUUGACCUUGAAGCAGAGUGUUGAGAGAGUCUGUCUACACAUAAUAAUCAGUCAUACUUCUGGAUAUAUGAAUGAUUUAUAAAAGACGUUAUGGGUUCCAGCUUUCACUCUGAGUAACUCCUGACUUCAUGCCUUUAUAUCUUUUCUGUCUUUUGAUAUUUGUUUAUCAGGUUUUAGGUGAAUCCUUCUACUUUUCUAGAUCUUUAUCAGUGCUUUUAAUUUGUUUUUGAAAAACGUCUCUUUCUGACUUUACAAAGAAAAAAUGUCUGAAGCUUCUUAAAACAACUUUUUAAUGAGCUAGUCUUUGACCUCAGCUCUCAGCAAGUUAUACGAGUUAUAUUUCUCUCAGCUGAGCAUUUUCAUCUCUGUGUGUAGAAAUGAUUCAACAAACUGCUUUCAGUCGAAUUAACCAGCAAAACUUUCCUGUUUCGACACAACAACACAUUUAAAGUGUAAAUAAGUGAAUGUUUUAUACACUUGUAUAAGAAACUAACUGUAUAAAGCUGUAGAUUUAUUUUCAUAGAUUGCUUAUGGAUCAGGUUGGUUCACUCUGAUGUGUUUUAGGAUCCUGACAGUGCUUGGUAGAUGAGCGCAGAGCUUCUGUUGCUUCUCUUCACUUAUUGUGAAACUUCAUUUGUUGCUGUUUGAGUUCGCUGCAGUUCCAGACGGUGCAUUCAGGCGUUCCUUGACAACUCAGACAAGUGAGAGGCUCACAGCCCACAGCGGAGACUUGUUUAUAUAUCCACCUGAACGAAACACAUGAUUUGGUCAUGUGGUCGUUCUCUGAGUUGACGAGGGCGAGCCUGAAGGCACCACGAGUUCACGUCACAUCAAGUUACAAUUCAAAAGCCAAUGUGUUAUUUUUGUUUGAAGCAUGAAGAGGUUUUUUUGAGGAAUUUUAACUUUGAUUAAAAUGAUGAACUUCCAGUCAGUGUUGAUGAUUUGUCACAUUCAGGACAUUUUGUGUAUGACAGCACCGCACACAUCCGACCCCACCCACCUGAGAACUGUCUGACCAGCUGCCAAUCGAACUCUGUGGAGUUUCUCAACAUUCAAAGAAUUUAAUAACUUCGCAUCUUAUCAUGCGUCUGCACCGACAGCCAUGACCGGAGGCAUUAAAGACCCGUUUCCAUUGAGCAGUUCAGUUCACUUCCAAUUUUUUCUGUUCC